AGUCUGAGCAGGAGAGAUAGCCUUGGGUGUAUCGAUGAUGGAGUGAUGGGAGGAGUUGGAUAUGAGUCAUUGUGGCGUAGACUUUCUCGAGGGGCUUGUGGUCGGGUCGUCGAGAGAGGGCAUCCGCAACGCGGUUGCUUUUGCCGGGGGUAUGGCAAAUGGUGAAUGUGAACUGGGCAAGGAAGUCUCGCCAGCGGGCUUGGCGUGGAGUGAUAUCUUUCUUGGAGAGGAUGGAGGAGACGAUGGUGUUGUCGGUGCGGAUGGUGAAGUAUUGCCCGUCGAGGUACGGGCGCCAGACUGUGAGGGCGUGAAUCACGGCGAGGAGUUCCUUCUCGUUGGAGGGGUAAUUCAUCUCCGCGGGAAGGAGCUUCUUGCUUGCGAAGGCGAUGGGGUAUUUGUCGGGUGGAGCCUCGAGGUGAGUGGGCGAGUCCUUGAUGGAGGGGGUCUCGGCGGUGUCGCGGGGGAAAUGUUGGGACAGUACGGCAGUGGUGACAUAGAAAUGGAUCGAGAGGACUUGGCGGAGGUGAUGAAGGUGGGACUCGAAGGUGGGGCUGAAGGCAAGGAUGUCAUCAAGGUAGACGACGACACAGACUUCGAGGAGGUUGCAAAAGAUGUGGUUCAUGGUAGAUUGGAAGGUAGCGGGGGCAUUGGUGAGUCCGAAUGGCAUCACGAGGAACUCGUAGUGCCCGAACCGAGAGCGGAAGGCGGUCUUGUAGGUGUCCUCCUCGCGGAUACGGAUCUGGUGGAAGCCACUGCGGAGGUCGAUCUUGGUAAAGUACUUGGCUCCAUGGAGACGAUCAAGGAGCUCGGAAAUCCGAGGUAGGGGGUACUUGUUCUUGAUCGUGAUCUGGUUCAAGGUGCGGUAGUCUGUGCACAUGCGA
This is a messenger RNA of Chara braunii, 881 nucleotides long. The record is from the annotation of a GenBank genome assembly. Lineage: Eukaryota; Viridiplantae; Streptophyta; Charophyceae; Charales; Characeae.